AUGCAGUUGAAAGAAGAGUUGGAAUCACUUGCAAAGGUUUCAUGCCCCAUAAUAAUGACAAGCCUAAUGAUGUAUUCUCGAUCUGCUGUGUCCAUGUUGUUCUUGGGUCGGCAAGGAAAAGUAGAGUUAGCAGGAGGGUCACUAGCACUUGGAUUUGCUAACAUCACUGCAAAUUCAGUCCUCAAAGGCCUCUCAAUGGGAAUGGAUCCAAUUUGUUGCCAAGCUUAUGGAGCCAAGAGAUGGUCAAUUCUUAACCAAACCUUUUUUAGAACUCUAUGUCUCCUCCUACUUGUUGCCAUCCCCAUUUCCGUUUUGUGGCUAAACAUGGAACCCAUCCUUCAAAUGCUCGGUCAAGACCCUCAAGUCACAAAAGUUGCCCAAGUUUACAUGGUCUUCUCUAUCCCAGAGUUGCUAGCUCAGGCUCAUCUUAAUCCUCUCAGAUCCUUCUUGAGAACCCAAGGCUUAACCACCCCAGUCACCAUAGCUGCAUCUUGUGCAGCACUCUUGCAUCUUCCCAUCAACUAUUUCUUGGCCACAUAUUUAAACUUAGGAGUAAAGGGUAUUGCACUAGCCACUGGCUUGAACUCAAUCAACAUGACUCUAGGCUUGUUGCUUUAUGUUUUCUUCUCAAAGAAACCACUCAAGCCAUGGCAAGGAGCUACAACCACAAUUCUCUCAGCCUUUCAUGGGUGGAAGCCUUUGCUAAGUUUGGCUUUGCCUAGUUGCCUUUCAGUGUGCUUGGAGUGGUGGUGGUAUGAGAUCAUGCUCUUUCUAUGUGGCCUUUUAAGUAAUCCACAAACCACAGUUGCCACCAUGGGGAUCCUUAUUCAAACACUAGGGUUCUUGUAUGUGUUCCCCUUUUCUCUAAGCAUAGCCUUGACAACAAGAAUUGGUCACUCAUUAGGUGCAGGGCAAGCAUCCAAGGCACAACGUACAGCCAUAAUUGGUUUCAUCACUGCAUUCACCUUGGGAAUCUCUGCCUUCAUUUUGCUUUUCUUUGUGAGAAAAUCAUGGGGGAAACUUUUCACUGAUGAGAUGCAAAUUAUUGAGAUGGUCACAACUAUACUUCCUAUUCUUGGGUUGUGUGAGGUUAGCAACUGGCCUCAAACAGUUUCAUGUGGGAUUUUGUCAGGGACUGCAAGACCUUAUUUGGGUGCUAGAAUAAACUUAUGUGCAUUUUACCUUGUUGGGUUGCCAGUUUCUGUUUUUGCUUCCUUCAUAUACAAAUAUGAGUUGGUGGGUUUGUGGUCAGGAAUGGUGGCUGCACAAGCUUCUUGUCUUUGCAUGAUGGUUUACACAUUGAUUCAAACAGAUUGGGGGCAACAAUGUAAGAGAGCAGUGGAACUGGCUCAGAAAACAACAGAACAGGACAAUAAAAAUGAUGAGGAAAAUGGGUUGCUUAACUCUGAUCAAUGAGAUUUUACAAUUCAAUUUUGUGCAGUGUUAGAUAAUAAUAACCAUAUAUCUAUUGUUCAUUCAAUUACAACCAUCUAUUGUUAAUUCAUUAGGAU
Molecule: messenger RNA, 1511 nt
Organism: Cajanus cajan (pigeon pea)
Lineage: Eukaryota; Viridiplantae; Streptophyta; Magnoliopsida; Fabales; Fabaceae
Source: RefSeq, a predicted model, not a curated record